GAGAGCACGCGUGAUAUGCGGGACAUCUCACUGCGAAACGAAAACAAAAAUAAUAAAAAGUCUACACUAAAUAGCUUAAGCGAAAUCAAACAGCGUAAAUAACUAAAAUACUUUAAUCCUCGCUUUCAAUCACGUGACUCAGAGACGCUCGCGUGACCUUCGCGUACACGCGCAGCGCCAAGCAAUGGCUGAGAGUGGCGCUAAAGAAGAUAAAGAGCGCGAGAGUGACGCGAAGGACGAGAACUAUGGCUAUAGUCUAUAUCCCGAGCGAAGCGGCGGCAAGUACAAGCAGGGCUCGAUCGGGGAGAGCCUCUUCACCUUCAAGCACAAGUGUCACAUCAUGCUGCAGUUCGCCAUGGACACUAGCCCGUAUGCUAAGCUCCUGCUGGCCGCGAUGAGAAGCUCCGGCUGUGCGGUUCAUAAAGACCGGCACUUCUCGUGUGAGGACUGUGACGGGACGGUUAGUGGCGGGUUCGACGCCGCCACCUCUCAGAUCGUCCUGUGCCAGAACAACAUCCACCAGCAGGCUCACAUGAACCGCGUGGUCACGCACGAGCUAAUCCACGCCUUCGACCACUGCCGCGCGCGAGUCGACUGGUUCAGCAACCCCAGACACCUGGCCUGCUCAGAGAUCCGGGCCGCCAAUCUGAGCGGAGACUGUUCCUUCCUCAACGAGGUCUCCAGAUUCAACUUCGGCCUCAGAGAACACCAUCAGGAGUGUGUGCGGAGUCGAGCGCUGCGCUCCAUCCUGGCGGUGCGUAAGGUGAGCAGGGAGGAGGCAGAGCUAGUGGUUGACGAGGUGUUUGACAGCUGCUUCCGAGACCACGCCCCCUUCGGGCGGAUCCCACACACCAAGAUGGACGCCAGGUUCUCCUUCAGGGACUUCGAGAGCCGCGACCGCUACCAUGCUAACCUCUGAUCACACGCG
This is a messenger RNA of Rhinichthys klamathensis goyatoka, 928 nucleotides long. RefSeq names its product mitochondrial inner membrane protease ATP23 homolog. The coding region runs from base 185 to 919 and encodes 244 amino acids. The record is from RefSeq and is a predicted model, not a curated record. NCBI's taxonomy places the organism in Eukaryota, Metazoa, Chordata, Actinopteri, Cypriniformes, Leuciscidae. Gene Ontology annotation, biological process: mitochondrial proton-transporting ATP synthase complex assembly; mitochondrial protein processing. Gene Ontology annotation, molecular function: metalloendopeptidase activity. Gene Ontology annotation, cellular component: extrinsic component of mitochondrial inner membrane. The transcript has 6 exons.